UGCGGUCAAGUUGGAAAAAAGAUUUCGGUGCCAGCAAAUAUACGAGUAUACGUUUAAUUUAUUGAAAAAUAAGUUAAAAGUUUAUGUGAGAAUGUUGUGCGCGUGCAAAAGCGUUCAAAAAUACUAAACACUUCAAUUUUAUGUCCGUGUGUGUGAGAUUCUUAAAAGUUGCAAAAAUGUAAAAAUUCAAUUUGAAAAUGUCAAAAAACAAAGUGUUGCCAAUUGGUAUGUGUCACACUAUACUGUUCGCUAACUCAUAAACCUAAAAUGCAAAUCCAUCAUUUGGUUGUCACCAAAAUUAUCGGUUUCUCUACCGCUGAUCAGCAAAAGUGUCAAAUUGGAAUACGUCGGCUUCAAUCUUUAGUUUGAAUUUUCCCGCACCAACAAAUGUCAGUUGGAUAGUGCAGAACAAGCAUCGAUCAGCGUUUGCACGUGCAAAAGGGAAUGGGACCUAAAAAGCGUCUCAUAACAGCAGCUGCCGCCGCCGCUGGCGCCACUACCACAGAGCGUCAGCAACGCUCGUCGAGCAAUCCAGUCGCAUCGGCGAAAAAACGUCCUACACCGGGCAAAGCACACAGUUCGCCAGUGGCGCGUAAACCGAUUGCCGUUGUCAGCAACACGACGACGGUGAAGCGUAGUACGCACGGUCGGACGCCGUCCCCAGCCAAGAAACAGCAAACAGUGGUCAGUAAAGAGCACGAAAAAGUUAAGGAGGCCGAGAAAGAUAAUAAGUUAGAGAAAACGGAAAUUGAAAGCAAAGUGUCCGAAAAUCUUGACACGAAUCAAGGCGAAGUGGUCAAAGAUAUUAGCAACGUUGAAGGUGCCGAAGAAAGCUUAGCAAAGGAUCAACUGAAAAUUAAGCUCGAACAACCUGAAGAUUCAGCUAGAAAUGUUGAGCAUUCAAUAAAGUCUGCGAAGCGUACGCCCUCUCGAGAGAAUGUGAAAAAAUCGAACACUUCCGAGACGAAAGAAAAGUCUUCCUACACCACAAACAAAAAGGUGGAGUCGGAGAAGCAAAAGGCUGAUUCAGAACCACCAAGCACAUCCGCCACUUCCGCCAAUAGCAACAAAAGCAAGGUGGAGGAUCGCAAAGAUGGGAAAAACAAAGCAAUAAGUAAAAUGCUCAAGAGUCUUGAUAUACAAAUAAGCGGUUUCGAUAAUAUACUGCCAAGCGAGGAACGCAUACAAGAUACGCUAAAGUCUUCGAUAUCAGAGAACGUGAAAACGAAGUCGCGUGCAGCUGCGGUUAAAGUGAUAGCUAACUUAAAUCCGCCAAAAUCGAACAUAGCGCGUAUUAAAGCUCGACAGGAGGAAGAUAAAAAGGAGAAGGCUAAAGAAAAGGAAAAGGAUAAAGACAAAGAUAAGGAGAAGGAUAAAGAUAAAUAUAAAGAAAAGGGGAAAGACAAGAGUAAAGAGAAAGAAAAGGAAAAAGCGGAAGAAAACCAUUCAAAGUGCAAAGAAACAGAAAAAAUAAUUGAAGCCGCAGAAGUUCCAUACAUUAGACUCUGUCAAAGAAGAUACUACGAAGAACAGCGAAUCUCAAGCGGCUCCCAGUGA
Messenger RNA from Bactrocera latifrons, 1557 nucleotides. RefSeq names its product transcription initiation factor TFIID subunit 3-like. NCBI's taxonomy places the organism in Eukaryota, Metazoa, Arthropoda, Insecta, Diptera, Tephritidae. The transcript is spliced from 4 exons. The coding region runs from base 445 to 1557 and encodes 370 amino acids. The record is from RefSeq and is a predicted model, not a curated record.